AGAACCUAAAUUGGUAAUAAAUCAAUAAGAAACAAAUGUUUACAUUCACUCAGUGAAAAGUGUCAUGUCUAAGCUCAACAUAUAUCGGAGCCACACGUGGACACCUCUCCUUCCUCCACUAAGAGCAGAAAAUGAACAAAUCCCAGGAACAAGUGUCAUUCACGGAUGUAUGUGUCGACUUCAACCAGGAAGAGUGGUCUCUUCUGGACCCUGCUCAGAAGAUAUUAUACAGAGAUGUGAUCCUGGAAAAUUACAGCAACCUUGUCUCAGUAGGGCAUUGUGUUACUAAGCCAGAAGUGAUCUUCAAGAUAGAGCAAGGAGAAGAGCCCUGGAUCUUAGAGAAAGGAUUCCCAAGGCAGUGCUACCCAGAAAGGAAAUGGAAAGUUGAUGACCUGCUAGAGAGCAGCCAGGAAAAUCAAGAUGAACAUUUUUGGGAGCAUAUAUUCACCAACAAGAAGAUAGUAAGUGUAGAAAGUGGUGAUAGAGAAAGGAAAACUUUUGAUCUCGGCACAGACCCUGUUUCUUCGAGAAAUUUUCCCUAUAAAAUAUGUGACUCAUGUGAAACGAGUCUGAAAAAUAUUUCAGGCUUAAUUAUUAGUAAAAAGAACUGUUCCAGAAAGAAGCCUGAUAAAUUUAAUGUAUAUGAGAAAUUGCUCCUUGAUAUUAGGCAUGAGAAAAUUCCUGUUGGCGAGAAAUCUUAUAAAUAUGAUCAAAAAGGGAAUGUCCUUAAUCAUUGCCAGGCUCUCACUCAGCCAAUUUUUGACCACCCGUUUCAGUAUAAUGAAAAUGGGCAAAGCCUCCAUGAGGAGGCAGCCUUUUUUACAAAUAAGAGAUCUCAGAUAGGAGAGACACUCUGUAAAUAUAAUGAAUGUGGAAGAACCUUUGUUGAAAGUUUAAAGUUCAACUUGUCUCAGAGAGCUCAUUUGGAAAUGGAACCAUAUGAAUGUGGUAUUUGUGGGAAGUCCUUCUGUAUGGAUUUAAGAUUUGGACAUCAGAGAGCUCUUACAGGGGGCAAUCCUUAUGAAUAUAAUGAAUACGGGGAAAUCUUCUGUGACAAUUCAACUUUCAUCAUCCAUCAGGGAGCUUACACAAAAAAGAUUCCCCGUGAAUAUAAAGUGAGUGACAAAACUUGGGAAAAGUCUGCUCUCUUUAAACAUCAUAUAGUGUACAUGGGGAAAAAACCCUAUGAUUACAAUGAAAAUGGGAAUAAUUUUAGUAAGAAAUCACAUCUCACCCAACUUCGGAGAGCUCACUCAGGAGAAAAAACCUUUGAAUGUAGUGAAUGUGGGAAAACCUUCUGGGAGAAGUCAAACCUCACUCAACAUCAGAGAACACACACAGGAGAGAAGCCCUAUGAAUGUACUGAAUGUGGGAAAGCCUUUUGCCAGAAACCUCAUCUUACCAACCAUCAGCGAACGCAUACAGGAGAAAAACCCUAUGAAUGUAAGCAGUGUGGAAAAACGUUCUGUGUGAAAUCAAACCUCACUGAACACCAGAGAACACACACAGGAGAGAAACCCUACGAAUGUAAUGCAUGUGGAAAAUCCUUCUGCCACAGGUCAGCCCUAACUGUCCAUCAAAGAACACACACAGGGGAGAAACCCUUUAUAUGUAAUGAAUGUGGAAAAUCCUUCUGUGUGAAGUCAAACCUCAUUGUACAUCAAAGAACUCACACAGGAGAGAAACCCUAUAAAUGUAAUGAAUGUGGGAAAACCUUCUGUGAAAAAUCAGCUCUCACUAAACAUCAGAGAACUCACACAGGGGAGAAACCCUAUGAGUGUGACGCAUGUGGGAAGACCUUUAGUCAGAGGUCAGUACUCACCAAACAUCAGAGAAUUCACACAAGGGCAAAAGCUCUUUCCACAUCCUGAAUGUUCAGAAGCCUUCAUACACCUGUCAAAUUUGUUGUACAAUUU
Messenger RNA from Propithecus coquereli (Coquerel's sifaka), 1916 nucleotides. RefSeq names its product zinc finger protein 248. Gene Ontology annotation, biological process: negative regulation of transcription by RNA polymerase II. NCBI's taxonomy places the organism in Eukaryota, Metazoa, Chordata, Mammalia, Primates, Indriidae. The record is from RefSeq and is a predicted model, not a curated record. The transcript is spliced from 5 exons. Gene Ontology annotation, molecular function: DNA-binding transcription repressor activity, RNA polymerase II-specific. The coding region runs from base 132 to 1871 and encodes 579 amino acids.